AUGAGACGACGAAACAACGGUUGCUGCUGCCAGAGCAGCAAGAGGGCAGGUCGCAGCGGUUGCAGCGACCCGGAUGAAAACGAGUCGCCCGGAUGGUGUAUUUACGCGACGAUCGCUUUGGUCGCCGUUGGUUGUUACUUAAACGCGUUAGGUGGUGAUUUCGUGCACGACGAUAUACCCGCGGUGGUGAGAAACAAGGACGUGCUAGCCCAAACUCCGUGGACCAGUGUUCUCAAGGACGACUUCUGGGGCACGCCUAUGCACGACAUCAACAGCCAUAAGAGCUACAGACCGCUGACGACGUUAACGUUCCGGUUAAACUACUUGAUGUCAGGAUUAACGCCAAGCUGGUAUCACGCGACGAAUAUUGCCCUGCACGCUAUUGCAUGCGUUUUGGUCACAAGGGUGAGCCUAGCUGUGGCAUCGCUGCGUCCAGGAUUUGCUGCCUUGACAGGCUUGCUGUUUGCUGCUCAUCCUGUACACACUGAAGCGGUGACCGGCAUCGUUGGUCGAGCUGACGUCCUCGCGUGCAUCUUCUUCUUAUUGUCAUUUCUUGCUUAUCACGGCCAGCAGACGGCUUACGUGUGGAGCAGCGUGGGCCUGGGGGCGCUGUCGAUGCUUGCCAAGGAAACAGGCAUUACUGUUUUGCCUCUAAACCUUCUUUACGACCUCUGUCGCUCCUGGCAUUCAAUCAAGAGGUCUAUCUUCGAGGCAAGAUGGAAUGACGACUCCAGACACUUUUCCCGUCGGGCUGCGGCGCUGCUUGUUUCGUUUGGAGUGCUGCUGGUGGUGCGUCUCGCCCUCCUUCACGGUGCCCUACCGAAGUUCUCGCCACAGGAUAAUCCGGCAGCUUUUCAUCCCUGUUUCCACGUCAGGUUAUUGACAUUUUGCUAUCUCGCGGCACUGAAUUGCUGGCUGUUACUAUGCCCGGCAACGCUGUCUCACGACUGGCAGAUGGGAUCCGUUCCUCUGGUCGCCUCAUUGGCCGACACCAGAAAUCUCGCCACCUGUCUGUUCUUCGGCGGCUGCUUGAUCCUAACCUACAAAGCCUUCAUGGACUUCGAGCAACAGAGGCACCCGCCUCUUCUUCUUGGUUGGAUGUUCCUGGUACUGCCGUUCCUGCCCGCAUCCAAUCUUUUUAUUACCGUUGGAUUCGUCGUCGCGGAACGUGUACUCUACAUGCCCAGUGUCGGAUGGAUCCUCCUGGUCGUGUAUGGGAUGCAAAUCAGCUGGACGGCCAUUCCUCGCAGAAGAAAUUUGAUCACGACUGGGAUCGUUCUGCUUCUACUCUUAGGAUGCUACAAGACGGUGCUUCGAAACAGAGACUGGACGUCUAGAGAAACUCUGCUCAGGGCGGGUUUGCGGUCUCUUCCCCACAACGCCAAGAUGCAUUACAACUUCGCCAACUUCCUACGAGACACGUCGCAACCGAAUCGUGCGAUCCUGCAUUACCAAUUGGCCCUUUGGCUGUGGCCGACGUACGCCAGUGCGCAUAACAACCUCGGAACACUCACGGUGGGUGAUCAAGCGGAGCAACACUUUUUGGCCGCCAUACACGCUCAGCCUAGCCACGUGAAUGCUCACUACAAUCUUGGUCAGCUCUAUAGGAAGACGAAUAGGACCAAGGAAUGUAUACGGAUGCUGCAGAAGUGCGUGUCUCUGGACCCAGCAUACGCGCCAGCCUACGUGGUACUGGCGAGAUUGGCAACCGGUCCAACAGCAGGGGUCCUUCUGCGACACGUGGUACGGCUGCAACCACGGAGUCCCGAUCAUCUCGCGGAAUAUGCUUCGUGGCUGUACCAGAAUGGCAAAUGGCUGCCCUCCCUCAAGUACUAUCUCAAAGCCAUGGAGGUCUCGCCGUCGCACAGAUCGUCGCUUCUGGGAACGGUCAGGAUACUGAGGUCGCGGGGUCAGUGGCCAAGAGUUCAUCAACUUAUCACCAGAUGGCACCUGAUGUUACGAGCGAAACGGGGUGGCCUCGUAUAUCGCGGGGAUCUUUACAUACGCGCGUGGCAGCUGCAAAGUGAAUCCCGUCGUCAGGCGCAUCAGCAUCAAGGAAAUAUUUGCCUGUCGGAGGGCGGCUGUUCGACACCGCGUGUCGCCAGCGUGUCAGUGCAGCUCGAGCAGGACAGCAACAAGUCGGAACAGCUGGAGCGGGCGCCACGUUGCAACGUACGUACCUGUAGACAGUCGAGAAAAGGCAAGGCACGCGUGACCGCUUCUGCACUGUUGGUCCAGAAUCUUCUGGAGACGCUCUAGCUCGCGGGACUGCUCGACUAACUCUCCGCCCCUCCCUUUGCUUCUCAUUCUCUCGGCUCCAACGAGAGCUGGACGAGUUCGUUUCCCGUCUGUUGCUCGUGGUCCUGACACCACCGAGUCGAACGUUCGUUGGCACACUUCGCUAUUUCCUGCGAAUCCUGGUCCUUCACGAUGCGAACAAAAGGGACAGAGGCGGAAAAGGUGGAUAUAAAUCGAGAGUGCCGUUGUUUCCGCGUCUUUUCACGUGAUACGCGGCUCGGUUUCGUUGCCAUUGACGAACAGUCGCGAGCUGGAGAGAGAUUCGAGGACUUCAGAUGGCGCUGCGUUUCGAACAAUUCGCGGUAUUGAAAGAUACCCUGCUGUGUGUAUCGAAGGUGUCAUGGAGGAUCGAAUGGCUGCGUUUCCUCGAGAAAGGACCAAGCGAGCUGUAUAUACGACGACCGGUUCUCCCAC
Molecule: messenger RNA, 2712 nt
Organism: Eufriesea mexicana
Lineage: Eukaryota; Metazoa; Arthropoda; Insecta; Hymenoptera; Apidae
Product: transmembrane and TPR repeat-containing protein 1
Exons: 15
Coding region: 1-2259 (752 amino acids)
Molecular function (GO): protein binding
Source: RefSeq, a predicted model, not a curated record